AUGGACGCCGGAUUGGUUGGCUCCUUUGUGGCCAAUGUAGGAGUUGGUGGAGCACUUGAUCAUUCUGGAUCAGCGCACGGUUCGGUUCCUUCUGGUAGUGCUAUUUCUGACAGACCAAGUAACAGGUUCCUUCCAACUCUUUCAAGCCCACAAGCCUUGUUACCCCAGGCAUGGAGUGCGACGAGUGGCCAAAGUGCGGGCACACUUAUGCGGACGGGCUCGAUGUUGCAUACACAUGGACAAGGAGAACGAAACUCUGGGAAUAUGGCUGAGAGACUAGGUAAGUAA
This is a messenger RNA of Protopolystoma xenopodis, 288 nucleotides long. NCBI's taxonomy places the organism in Eukaryota, Metazoa, Platyhelminthes, Monogenea, Polystomatidea, Polystomatidae. The record is from the annotation of a GenBank genome assembly.